AUGAGGUCCGCAAGGAGACCGUUCAGGUGAAAAGAGGUUGUGGUAGAAAGCACGAGAUGCUUGGAGAGUCGGAAUAUUCUGUUAUUUCUGCACCCUGGACUUGACUAAACCGUUGAAAAUAUCAUUGAAAUGGGAUUAACGUCGCUGCAGAUGAUUACGACACAACACAGGAUGAACAGUACCCUGCGAUAGAGACCGCGCUGCUAUGAUGCACGCGCGCACAUACAGCCGUCAUUCUGACUCGCGCUUGUGGUGUUUUUGUCCCAGAAACUGAGGAGAAAUCAAGCGCAACAGUUUAUUACGUUUAUUCCGCUUAUUCUUGAUAAGUGACCGGUCGCGAAUCCUGAACGAUUAGGAUGAUGCGAUAACCUUUGCGAGACACGAAGAGGACGAUUUUUGGGGGAUGCUCGUGCGCCGUGACCGUCGCCACCGUAGAAGCACGGUGGCACGAGCCGCUAAUGGGGUGAAAUAGGUUACGGGGAGGUCCUGACGGUGGACCAGGGAUCCAGAUAUUCAUCCUGGAUUUUACGUGCAGUGAAAAUACAUGUUAGUCAAAAAUGCAAGGGGUGACGGUGACGGUGACGGGAGAAGCGCCCACAUUGAAUGGGGGUGGAAGGGAGGAGCAGCGUCCCCUCAAGCAGUCCCUGAGUGGCUCACUAUGCCGAGAGUCCCAUUGGAAGUGCCUGCUGCUCACCUUGCUCAUGUAUGGAUGCUUUGGCACGCUAGGCUGGUGCUCCGUGUACCGCAUCACCGUUAUAGCUUCUACUGACCACGGCUUCUACGGAGACCAAGCCUCGCUCCACGAAAGCCCGUGCUCUAAUGGUUACGUGUACAUCCCUGUCUCCUUCCUGGCUAUGCUCUACAUUGUCUACUUGGUGGAGUGCUGGCACUGUUACUCUAAAACCGCUAAUCUCGCCAAAGUGGAAAUCAGUGAGGUGUAUGACAGAAUACAGCGACUACAGCAAGCCACGCCCUGCAUCUGGUGGAAAGCCAUCAGCUACCAUUACGUACGACGUACCAGGCAGGUGACGCGUUACCGCAACGGAGAUGCCUACACCACCACGCAAGUGUACCACGAAAGGGUCAACACGCACGCCUCGAGCUCCGAGUUUGAUUACUCACGCCUUGGAGUCAAAGACGUUUCUAAGGAGCUCCAGGGCUUAUUGGAGCAUCCUGUCACACGCUUACGUUUCACCAAGUGCUUCAGCUUUGCCAGUGCCCGUGCGGAGACUGGCUACCUCACACAGAGAGCACGCUUCUUCGGUGACAACGAGGGUUUGGAUGACUACAUGGAAGCACGGGAGGGCAUGCAUCUCAAAAACGUAGACUUUCGGGAACACAUGUUGGCCUUUCCCGACCCAUCACGGCCACCUUGGUACACUCGACGUUGGGUGUACUGGCUGGCCUCUGCUUUUUUGCUUUCGUGGCCUCUUCGUGUGAUUGCAGAGUAUCGCACCGCAUACGUUCACUAUCACGUUGAGAAACUCUUUGGUGAAAACGAGGAUGCAAACGAUAAUGACAAUACAGAGACGGGGAACUAUUGUACGGGCUUCGAACACGGCACUGGUGGGCCCACCCUCCGUGUCAUAUCGCGGGUCAACACAGUGGAUAUGACAGAACUGGAAUGGCACAUUCGCUGUAACCAACAGAUGGUGCCUAGCUACUCGGAGGCCUUGCUUAUGGAUUUGGACGUGAAUACAAACACACCGUUAUCUGUUGCCAUGGCAGCACAUAUGCAACGCAAUUCAAGCUACUUCCUACAGAGCUGCCCCAGGUGCCGGAGGUCGACGAGCAGCUCCUCCCUCCCUUCUUGGGUUAGGGGGAAUGUGGCCGCAGGGACAAACUCUUUCCCUAUCAGACCCGGUGGUAGGAUGUCCCUCAGUCGCAGUGGUUUCUCUCUUGGACGCUUACAUACCGCAAGAAGCCGCCACCCUUGCCUGUUUCACUCAAGAAGCCUCGGAGGAGGGAUGGGCGGACGAGUGGAAGAGGGAGGCGGUGGUUUUCUUGGUCUUGGGUGUAGAGUGCCAGAUGAGGAGAGGAGAGGUGUAUUGGAGAGUGAAGGUUUAGAGGACGAGGACGUAGCGGAAACAGACCAGGAACAGGUGGAAGAGAGAGAGAAUGGAGAAAACAGAGAGAAUGAGAGAGACAGACCACCCACCUACCAGGACGCGCUGUAUUUUCCUGUGCUAAUUGUUCACGGGGAAGAGAGCUGCCAUGGGGGGCGUGGCCUUGACACAGGUUAAAAUAACAGCUAUGACUUGGGGUAAAGAAAGUAAAGCAGUGGAUUGACAUGUUUGCAGAUAUGUUGAGAAAUAAAGGGGGUUUAUUAACGUACCAAUAGCAAUGGCAGGAUGGGGAAUGUAAAGGGGACCUAAAUGAAUGAUUUGUGUUACAUUGCAAAACAACUCAAAUUCAAAUGUGUAGAAUGUUUUAGGAAUCAAAUUGAAAAUAAUAUACAUUGGUCAUGUCAUAUUCAUGUCAAAGCUUGAUAAAGACUGACCCUAAAUACGUAAAUGUAGUAAAUACCUAAUAUAAUAGGCAGGCAUGGAACAUCAGUGUCCUAUAUCGAUUUUUAUGUCCUGUUCUUGAUAUCUCUGGCAUAUCAUGUCCAUAACAGACAAAAAAGUUCAGUGUGUCCUUUUUUGACCAUAAUGUAGUUUACGUGAAAAAUAGGGCAUCUGCAACCUACAUCUAGUUGGACAUUUGGGGACUUAACAUUAAAGUACAAGAAUCCAUGCCGGUGUAGGUUUGUAAAUCCAUUAGUGAACAACAUGCAGAGCUUACGAAUGAAGGGACUGAGAUGUGAGCACUAGACGCAAAGUGAAUUUUAUAUAGACUUCAAAAGUAAAUAUGAAUCAAUGACUACUUUAUAGAAAAAAUAGAGCAGACGGUAACAAAACCAAAUGGUUCUCAGGGGGAGUAUGUUUUAUUUGAUUUGAUUGUGUACAACAAACCAAUAAAGUGGGAUGGUGGUGAAUGUAGUAGGGUUGUGAAUGGUAAUACCUCACUGUUUUUCACUGUGCUUUAAUCCACUGUUCUGGGUAACAACUUCUUUUUAAUCUCUUGAUCUUUUUAAUUGCCUGGUAGAAGCACAGUGCUUAAGACUUCACUCAUGUCUGCCUUAGAGGCGUCUAAUGUCAGCCUCAUGUCUACUGCAGCCAAAUAAGCGUAGAUCUGUUCAGCAGCAGCUAUAUGUGUUUCUUUUAUACCCCAAGUAAGAACAAAAGAAUGAUAGGAGACUCAUUUAUUUGUAGGUAUUCUCAUUCAUUUCUCCCCAUAAAUUGUUAGAAUGAAUUACAAUAUGUUUCAUUUUGAAGUAUUAAUAGAAAAAAAUGAACAAAGUUUAGUGCAACAAUCCACUGUCCCAUGUAGUCACAUUAGUAAUACCUACGUGCAUAUUUGCCUAAAAGAGCAAAAUAAUAAAAAUGUGCAUACUAGGUCAGCACAAGCACAAUGUGUCAUCCGUUUUACAAACAGUGCAGGGAGUUUUGCUGUACUUUUAAUGGAAGACCUUGGAAACAAAAAGAAAAAACAACCAUGCACAUGGAGAGGUUAUUUAAAAAUAAAGGUCCAAAGCACACACCAAGAGCAUCCCUGUGUUGUUUGUAUAAUUUCUACCGAUCAAAUUAUUGCUACUAUGUCAACAGGCACUAACAAAUUAUUGCAGUGGUCAUGACUAUGGAAAUUAUUAAUAAAGACAAAUCAUUAACA
Messenger RNA from Paramisgurnus dabryanus, 3711 nucleotides. RefSeq names its product transmembrane protein 151A (gene tmem151a). The record is from RefSeq and is a predicted model, not a curated record. NCBI's taxonomy places the organism in Eukaryota, Metazoa, Chordata, Actinopteri, Cypriniformes, Cobitidae.